AAAAUACCAAAGUGCAGUUGAAACCAAACACAGCAGCAGCAACAGUUUGGUGCAGGGGCAACAACAAAGCGCGACCAGCUGGUCCAGUGCAUCCCAAAGCACUUUCCCGAGACUGACCUGCAGGAGAGAAAAGCCCACGCUUUUCUCCGUGACCUCUUUGGCGAAUACACAAAAAUCGGGGACAAUUUUCGGCUGAAGCCAUGUUUUGAGACACCAGAAGCAGCGGAUAAUGCGGCGCUCACUACCAGACAGCGAGCACUCGGACUCGGAGUCGUGCUCCUCCACGACGGACAGCCAGGCGAGCCACGAGCGGAUCACCCAGCGAGCGGACGUGUUCACCAUCAAGGCCAUGUCACCCAGACCCAAUGCUGGCCUCGGAGCCUGGCUAUGUUUGUUGCUCCCGCUGGCCCUCGGCGUCCGCCUGCUGCAUUCCCCGCCUGGCUGCCAGGAUCAGGCCCAGAUGCAGUGGAUCCUUGCCGUUUCGGCCGGCGGAAUGGCCCUGGAAACCCUCUGUUUCUUCAUCUACGCGUUCAUUAAGACGGGCAUCUUGGUCAAGUGUUUGGUGAGCCUUCUGCCCGGAGUGAUUACGAGUUUGUGCUUCUGCCUCCUGGCGGACACCUCGCUCACCUUUGCGUUCUCCGUGGGAUUCGUGAUGAUCGCCUCGUAUCAGCAGAUUUAUAUUUACACGCUGCGCGGCUUUGAGCAGUCCUUCUCCUACGGCGAAGCUUCUGUUUUUGUCCAGGGUCUGGUGCUCUUCGCCAUGAGUGCUAUUAAUCGAUUCAGCGGCCUAUUCUGCGACGGAUCCUGGGCAACUGAUGAGUUUGACAAGCUCAACAUGAUCAUGGUGAAUGCCCUCUUCUGGCUGCUGGUGUUUUGUGUGGCCCUCAUCGCGCUUCCCACGCUAAGGAAACCAGUGCACUUUUACCUGUCGUUUGGUGUACUCUUGGCGGCUGUAACCUGUAUGCCGGUCACGCAACCCCUGCCUCUGAUUGCCCUCUUCCAGUUCCUUCUCCGGGACCAGAAACGUCUCAGCAUCCUGGUCUUCUAUCUGCUGCUGGUUCUGCUCACCUGCAUCACCGUAGCCUGGCAGAUUGGCAGCUCUUCGAGGGCCAAUACACGGGUGCGAAAGAUCUUCCACCUCCUAAUCGUGCUGGUCUAUGUCCCGGGAGUGGUCUACGAGUGCGCCCUGCUGUACCUGGGCACAGGAGUUGCCUUGGCUGUAUUUGUGGUGCUGGAGCUAGUGCGUGUGCUGAAGAUUCCUCCAUUUGCUGACAAGCUGGGCGAUGCCUUCCGUUCGUUCAAGGAUGAGAAAGAUGCUGGCGACAUGGCUUUGACCCCGUUUUGCCUGCUCAUCGGAUGUUCAAUGCCCCUUUGGUUGACGCCGUGCCCCUGCUCUGGCGGGGAUGUGCUGGCCAUGCUCUCGGGAAUCCUGGCCGUGGGUGUGGGUGAUACGGCCGCCAGCGUCGUGGGCUCUAAAUGGGGUCGCAGCAAGUGGGGAAAAUCCUCCCGCUCUGUGGAGGGCACUGUCGCCUUUGUGGUCUCCAUCCUGUUCGCCGUCUGGCUGCUGGAGUUUGCCGGAUUGAUGGCCAUGACCCAGGCCAAAUGGUUCGCCACCAUUUUCGCGGCUCUAAACUCUGCCCUCGUAGAGGCCUUCACCGACCAGGUGGACAACCUGGUGCUGCCGCUGAUAUUCUACGCAAUCGUGGGGCUGGCCUAGGCUGCUGCAAGUGGAUGUAAAUAUGUGACGUAGCAUUCCCCGGUGUAUUUAUAUGUAAAUUAAACUUAGCAUAAGGAACUAUAAAUAAAUAAAAAUACUCUGCUCUCCGUGUAA
Drosophila kikkawai is the source of this 1831-nucleotide messenger RNA. RefSeq names its product Dolichol kinase (gene Dolk). The record is from RefSeq and is a predicted model, not a curated record. Gene Ontology annotation, biological process: dolichyl monophosphate biosynthetic process. Gene Ontology annotation, molecular function: dolichol kinase activity. Lineage: Eukaryota; Metazoa; Arthropoda; Insecta; Diptera; Drosophilidae. Gene Ontology annotation, cellular component: endoplasmic reticulum membrane.